Tarenaya hassleriana is the source of this 1140-nucleotide messenger RNA. Its product is annotated as zinc finger BED domain-containing protein RICESLEEPER 2-like. The transcript is spliced from 3 exons. The record is from RefSeq and is a predicted model, not a curated record. Gene Ontology annotation, molecular function: DNA binding; protein dimerization activity. Bases 1 to 1140 code for a protein of 379 amino acids. Lineage: Eukaryota; Viridiplantae; Streptophyta; Magnoliopsida; Brassicales; Cleomaceae.
AUGCAAGACAUCUUGAAACACCAACUUUCUUUGCAAAAUAGUUUAUUGUGCGAAGGUGAAUUCUUUCACAUCAGAUGUUGUGCACAUAUCUUGAAUAUCAUAGUGCAAGCUGGUUUGAAGGUGAUUAGUGAUGCUCUAGACAAGAUUAGAGAAAGUGUGAAAUAUGUUAGAGCGUCAGAGGCAAGGAUGAAAGCGUUUGAUGAAUGUGUGGAGCAAGUUGGUGGAAAUAUUAGAGCUUCUUUGUGUAUGGAUGUGGCAACACGUUGGAAUUCUACUCAUAUGAUGCUUGUAAGUGCUCUCAAUCAUCGAUAUGCUUUUAGUAGCCUUGCUUUGAUUGAUAGAAAUUACAAGUUCUGUCCAACAAAUGAAGAGUGGAUCAGGGGAGAAAAAAUACGUGACUUCUUGAAGCCGUUUGAUGAUAUUACAACGAUGAUAUCUGGUUCAAAGUAUCCGACUUCUAACUUGUAUUUCAUGAAAGUUUGGAAGAUUGAAAUGCUUUUGAAAGAGUAUGUAGGAGGUGAAGACGAGCUUCUUAAAAGCAUGGCUGAAAGAAUGAAGGUGAAAUUCGAUAAAUAUUGGGAAGAAUAUAGUAUCAUUCUUGUCAUAGGAUCUGUGCUUGAUCCGAGGAUGAAGUUGGAAGCAUUGAAAUUCUUUUAUGAUCAACUUGACGAGGAAAGUAGUCAAUCAAAGGUGGAUAAAGUGAAGAGUAAGAUGUAUUUAAUCUUUGAAGAAUACAAAAAAAGAUUUGGGAUAUCGACUUCUAAGAGUUUAUCUAUUUCACAAGAUAACAGUUCAAAGGAGGAUAAACAAGGUUCGACUCAAUUUGAUGAAUUAAGUGGAUGGAAAACCAAGGCUUCUUUAGACGAUGGAUUAAAAACGGAUUUGGAUAAAUAUCUAAAGGAUCCUACUAUAGAUUUACAUCGAUAUAAAGAUAUGGAUAUCUUGGAGUUUUGGAAGAUCAAUGAAGCACAAUAUGGUACUGCAUUGGCUUUUAUGGCAUCUGACAUUCUCAGUAUUCCUAUCACUACCGUUGCUUCAGAGUCGUCUUUUAGCGCUGAUUCUAGAAGUGGUAUUGACGGCACUCUAUCAACCUCAUUGUCACCUAUGGUCAUCUUGCCGGAGGUGGUGUCGGAGAAUUGA